Molecule: messenger RNA, 2787 nt
Organism: Stylonychia lemnae
Lineage: Eukaryota; Ciliophora; Spirotrichea; Sporadotrichida; Oxytrichidae
Source: the annotation of a GenBank genome assembly
AUGGAGGCAAAUAAUUAGAGUUGGAGUCCUGAAAAGUUCCAGGAUGGAGGGGAAACCCUGAAGAAAAAUGCACUCUUGAAUUAAUCUCCACUUAAAUUCGAUUAAUCACACUAAUCAACAACUAAUCAAACAUCUUCUCACUAUGAACAACAACAGCAACCCUCAGUAAAUGAUUAGCAAGAACAAUCACCCUAUCAAAAUGGCGAUUAAAAGUAAUCUCUAAGAGAUUUUCUAGAAGAUUAGUUAAGGGAAGAAAUAAUAAACAUCAGAGAAAUGAAUAAGAUCAAUGACUUUGGGUUUGGUUUUGACCCUAGUUUGACUGGGGAAAGAGCUUCUUUGGUCAUGAUGUUUACCAAAAAUAUUAAACUAUCUCAUGGUCCCGCCACUAGUGUAGUAAUUGAACCUCCUUCUUCUGAAAUAGAGAUUAAGGGUUCACCAAGUUUUAAUGAAGUAGUCGAAAGACUAUUUGAACCAUCUUUGCAUUUGAACUUUGUUACUGAAAUUAGUGAAGUUCCUAAAAAUUUAGUGCCAUUUCUCGUUAUCUCGAAUGUAGAGCAUUAUCUGCCAGCUAAAAAGCUUAAGGAAAAAAUAGACUAAUUUAACUAAAAAUCAAAUAUCAUAUAUGUCAAUGAAGAAAAGUGGGUUGGUGUUGUACUACGUAAUUUACCGCCUGAUAUCAGUCAUGAUAUUAUAGCAAGAAAUUUCAAAUCAACUGAGCAAUUUCAAAUAAUAAAAUCUGAACCCCCGAUGACUAUUCGAGGGCAAAGAUGUUCAUUACUUUAAUUGAAAGAUAUUGAACAUGCUGAGAAAUUCUGUCUAAAAUGGAAUAAUUUCUCAUUCAAUGACACUAAAAAACUCAAGACUCAUAUUCAUCCCUUAAGUAAUACCACUAGAUAUAACCCUGGAAGUUCUCAUUAAUAUAUUUUCGUCAGUCAAUCAAAAAAGUUAGGCUCAAAUGUGCUUUUUCAGCAAUCACCUCCAAAAAUGCCAACAUUUGGUACAGAAGUUGAUCCUGAAAGAAAAUUAAAAUCUUAAGCCCCACCAUAAAGCUAUGAAAAGCCUUAGCAAUAAUAAUAACAAUAAUAAUAAUUAUAAUAAUAAUAAAAGCCAAUUCAAGAAAAGAUAGUUUAAACUACGAUAAAUCAGCAGGUUGAUGAUUAAAUUAAGAUAGUUGCUCAGGAGUUGCCUAUUUCUGAUGUUAAAACUACUGAAUAGAAAGAAUAAUUGAAAUAGGAUUCAGAAUUAAUGAAAAUAAAGGAGAUCAUUAAGACUUCAGACAAUAAUAAUAGUAAUCAUCUUUAAAAUCUACUAUAAUAAUUUCAAUCUCAAUACAAUAAAGAUAGAGAUGCUUUGGUUUAGAGAGCCUCUUAAAAGCAUUUAGAAAAGAUAUAAAGCUUACAAGGCGACUUGAUGAAUUAAUAAAGUGGCAAUCUUGUGCCUAACGGCUAAUAAUUAGCAAUUAGCUAAUAGCAAUAAUAUUAAACAAAGGAAAUAUGUCUUUAGUAGCUUAGCUAAGAACAUGAAAAAUAAAAAUAAGCCACGAAAUUAGAAUCAGUAGUAGCUAAUAAUGCUUCUCAUGAAAAUAGAUCUAAUAUCACAACAAACAACAGUGCAAAUAUUGGUUUAAAUUUUGCUCCCGUAAAUGGGUUUGAAUAACUGAUUGCUAAUCUUUAACAAAAAGCUGCUUAGCCUGAUUAAUCAUUGCCUAAACCUAAAACUAAUGAAAGUAACUUUGACUUCCUAGAGGAGCUUAUAAACUAGAAUCGUAAAAGUAAUCCUAAAAAAACCUAAGUACCAAUUAAUUAGGUUUAAAUGAAUCAGCAUUAGGUUCUAAGCUAAAGUGAUUAAAAAUCGUCAUUUCUCUCAUCUACAUUGAUUAAAGCAACAUCUAAUAACGGAAGCUCCUAAGUAAAAUAAACAGUAGUUCUUUAAUCAAGGCAAAUUGAAAAUUUCUCUAUUGAUCCAUCAGAUAAAACAAACCAGCAAGUAUCAAACUCGGGCUCCAAGCCCUAGAUUAAAGAGUAAACUAAAAAUGAUAUGGCUUAAGAUACGAAAGAAUCCUCUUAAGAGGAAAAAUUGCUAGGUAAACGCAAAAAUCCUGACAACUCUAAUGAAACUUAGUCUAAAAACAAACAAAAUAAAGAUUCAUAGUUGUCAAGUAGCCAUAAACCAAGCAUGUAAUCUAAAUAUUAAAAGGGCAAAAGAGUAAUUGAAAGCAGUGAAGAUGAUGAGGAGAGUUACUCUAGUGACGGUGAUAGCUAAGAGGGUUCUGGCAGCAGUAGCUCUGAUGAUGAAUACAGUGCAAGUGAAAGUUCUCAAGAUAAAGCAAAGAGGAAGGUAAGUGGUGGCUCAAAUGGAUUAAAAUUUUAAUAAAAGAGGAAAAGAGCCUUAGAAUCUGAUGAAGAGGAUGUUUACAUACCUAAUAAACCUUACGCUAAUCUUGAUAUCAAAAGAAAUACUAGCUCAGGCAGCAAUAAUACUACGUAAAUGCCUAAGAAGCGAGGCAGACCAUCCAAGCAAGAUCUUAAAAUUCGAAGAAAAGCUGAAAGAGAGAGAAUUCGCAAAUCGUAAUAAAUGAAUCAUCAUUCUUCAGUGUCCGCUGAUAACAAUAGUUUUUCUCACAACUAACCUACGUCUAGAUAUAAUGGAAGCAAUACUGGAACGUCAAAAAUCUAAAUUCAAAAUAUGAGUAAUUUUGGAGACUCAUAAUCAGCAAGUAACGAAUAAGCUCCAAUCAAGAGAGGUCGUGGCAGACCUCCAAAGAGGUAGUAGUCCAUCACCAACUGA